Ornithodoros turicata is the source of this 8598-nucleotide messenger RNA. Its product is annotated as lanC-like protein 3. Gene Ontology annotation, biological process: peptide modification; carbohydrate metabolic process. Bases 56 to 1447 code for a protein of 463 amino acids. Lineage: Eukaryota; Metazoa; Arthropoda; Arachnida; Ixodida; Argasidae. Gene Ontology annotation, cellular component: plasma membrane. The record is from RefSeq and is a predicted model, not a curated record. The transcript has 5 exons.
UUUUAAUCUCCCGCUUUCGAUCGGCGCACUCCAAGAAGUCGGUGGGUUGGAGUUGAUGGUGGCACGGAGUAGUCGUGCUUUUCUCCGAGUGUUCUCCUGUGUUCUCGCCCACUUUCCUUCUCGAGGAGACAAACCAGGAGAAAUCGCAGGGCUGGGUAACUCAAUUGUGUACCGUUUGAACACCGUCGCGGACAGUAUCAUGUCGAAGCCGAAACGCUACUUUGUCAACAACCUCCCGGACUACGAUGGGACACCGAUACCUCUGGAGCGCGAACUAUGGGUCGAGCGCUGCCGUGACACAGUGCAACGUGUGUUUACUCAUCAAGGCACUUCGUUCGAGGACUGUGACGGCGGCCUUUACGUCGGCGUUGCCGGCGUCGCCUACAUGGCCUACAGGAUUGCUCAGAGUCCUCACUUUGUCAACGAAAAAUCCAAGCUGCUAACGAGGGCGCAUAAUUAUAUGAGCCACGCCUUAAGCUACGCCGACCACCCCAGCGUCCGCGGAGACCGCUCCAUUCAAGCGGCAUUUCUGCUCGGCAACGCCGGAGUAUGGGCCCUGGCCGCUGUGAUAUCUAAGGAGCUUGGGAGGCAAAACGAAUGUGACAACUUCAUUGCCAGGUAUGCUGCCGUAGCAGAUUUCUGUAUACCUAUCAAUUUCCUGGAGUGUGGCGGCGAUGAGCUGUUUGUGGGACGCACCGGGUACCUCACCGGUCUUCUUUUCCUCAGGGCCAAGCUCAAUGUGGAGGUACUGAGUAAAGAGAAAACAACAAUGCUUCUCACUGCAGUGGUACACUCAGGCAGAGAAUACUCAAGAAAGCACCGCUCACCAUGCCCAUUGAUGUACGCCUACUAUGAAACAGAAUAUCUUGGCGCAGCUCAUGGUUUGUCUUCCAUAUUGCUCACGCUCCUGCACUUCCCUUGGUUUCUUGCAUCAGACCCCACAAUUGAAAGGGAUGUGAGGAGUUCUAUUGACUUCAUGUUACAUGUGCAAACACCGCGUGGCAAUUUCCCUUGCGAUCUGGAGGAUGUCACCAAGCCACGACGCUCCCAGGAUGAACUGGUACAUUGGUGUCACGGAGCAUCGGGUGUAGUAUACCUGAUGGCAAAGGCAUAUCUUCUGUGGCAAGACCCUCGUUAUUUAGAUUCUGCUCUCCGUUGCGGAGAAGUGGUAUGGGAACGAGGUCUUCUCCGUAAGGGCCCAGGCAUCUGCCAUGGGAUCGCAGGGAGCGGCUACGUCUUCCUCAUCUUGUACCGUCUCACGGGUGACCUCCGCUACCUGCACAGAGCUAGGCAGUUCGCGGAGUACAUGUUCACCGACGAAUUCAAGGAAGCCCGUACUCCGGACUGUCCCUAUAGUCUGUACGAAGGCCUUGCAGGUACAGCCUGUUUUCUCGCCGACCUGUUAGAACCACGCAGUGCAGUGUUCCCCUUCAUGGAAGUCUUUUAAUGGAAAUGGAUUAAUUGAAGUAUUCUCUGGUGCCAUUACUGCGUGAAAUAAACGCCAUCAUUUGCCUGUUCAUAACAUCGUGGCAAGUAAUAAAUGGACAGAAGCUCAAAAGGCAAUUCAGGAAUAGCUCAUCGUUCCAUCAUUGCUAGCAUUUCAGGCAUGUCUCAUGACAGGUGCACUCUGUGCCCCAUGAGGCAUGGCUGCAUGGCAUGUGGUUUUUUUUUGCCACCAUUGUGCCAUGGAGCAAUGAGUAUUACAACAAAACAUGUUAAACUUUCAAUAAUUUUCUUUUGUAUCUUAGCAUUGUCCUACUUUUCCAGUUUACUGCCCGAUGUUUCAGGUUGUACUAAGGAGCAAUGUGGUAUUCGGUUUAGGUCAAUGGCACAAUAGAACAUGCAUAUCCUGGGUAAUUUGUAAUCUUACUCUCUAUGCAUGGCGCAAUGUGACUCUUGAGCCUUAAGAUUUUCUGAAUGCCUCUGGGCACUUGAUUGCAAGUUCCUUGCACUAUUUUUUCAAAGUGAAGUGUUGUCACAUAGCUUAUGUAUUAAUGACAGAGGCUUCAUUAUGACCUAAGAGCGACACAGUAGUCAUGGCAUGUGUGUGCGACCUUCCUGUGUAUUACAUGGUGUUAUAUUUCUUCACUAACAGCGCGUCUGUUUACAUGUGCAUUCAUUUUCAUUUGCAUCCGGUAAAUCUGGUGCUUCAAUGAAAGCAUUUGAUGUGCAAGGGCUCCAUGUAAAGCCUAAACCCUGCCCAUUGCUGAUCCUGAGAACCACGGUUACUCCAAAAUUAACUGUAUGUGUACUAACAAUACAACUCAGAAACUUGCUCACUUCAGUAUAUAUGUGCUUUUUCAUUAGAAGACUGAUUUCCAGCUCUAAAAACAGUCCAAAUGGGUAAACACAGGGAGAGAGAAAAAAAAAAGACAGAACACUGUGGGAACACACAAAGGUGAGACACAUUUUAGACUUAGAUAAGCCAGUUAUUGGGGUUGUACACAAACAGUUGGAAUCAAAAUGACAAAUGGAGCUAUGAAUAGAUACGCCGCCUGAAUGUUUCACCCCUUUGGUCCAUAGAUAGACUCGUCAAACUAUUGUUUCUGCAUUUCUGGAUUUUAAUGCAUUCAGCGUAUGAACUAAUUAGGCAAAGAGACAUUAAUGCUCAAAUGAAGGCACAUUCAUGUGUGUGUGCUUGUCGUAGCAUGAGCCAAUCAGGCAUUAAUUAGUCCUUGGUCACACAAAAUCUACUUUCAAAUGUAUAGCCGUGUACAAUAAUAAUUCUCAUUUCAUCAUAUUACAUUCAUUUCAUUAUAUUAUCUGAAGCACCCCAUAUGGAGUCUUACAUAAGAGAGGUACAUAGCAAAGAAAGAACUGAAAUCCUUUCUUUUUUCUUCGUACAGAAGCACAUGUCCAUAUUGCACACUUAUUUAUAUACAGUUCAAAGUAAAAGAUUGUACAUUCAUACAAAUAAACAAGAACACAUACCAUGCAUGAAUACCUCAUCUAAACUUCAGCUUGGUUUAUCCUGAUCGUAACUGUGUGAUGCGUCCCAUAUUUCCUAUGAAAAGCAUCGAAAUCACUUCUAUCCACUAUAUCUUGGGGAAGAUCAUUCGCAUCCAAAAUUGUGGUUCCUGAUGGGGGAAAAUGAAAGUGGAUAGUGGAAGCCCUGUGUUGAAUCUGUAAAGCAGGUCUAGUUUGAUAAGAUGUCCUAUUUACACUUACAUAGGGGGCAGUGCUGAGGACUGUGGUAUAACUUGAUGAAAUAAUUUAAAGAAAAGGCCUAUGUAUUUGUAAGUGUGGUGAGUCCAGUCUGGUUUUUAGUUCAGUCACACUAAUUUUCAUAAAAUAGUCAAACGUCUCUGUAGUAAACGUCUCUGCUCUGUUCUGAAUAAUUUGUAGUAGUUGGUUAAUGAGAUAGCUCAGAUCCCAAAUCAAGGAUGCAUAUUCUGGGUGAGUGCAGAUAAUUCUGUCUUCUGUUCUGUAAUAACAGCCUGUUAUGUCUCCUCAUACAACUCUAGCAAAACUGCUACGUUUAAAGCAGUAAUGCUGUCACAUGAGGUGCUACCCAAAAUUUGCUAAAUUUGUGGUUUCCAUUGAGGUGAUUGUUGUUUGGUUUCUAGGUCGUACCCAUAAACUUUACAUGAAGAAUGUUGACAUUCUUUUUUUACGUGAACCCUGACAAUAUUUGCAUUCGAGAAGCUUGUUGUGGCAUGCAUAGAACUCGUCAUCCUCAAUGUUCUGCCAUUUUAAAAUCUCUUAGGCCACUUGUAGGUUUGAGUCGGUCGUACACCCAGCUCCAUCACAUAAGGCUUGUUUCUGCAUUUGCCGUGUGCCUGGCAUUGAGCUGGAACUUAACACGAUGUGAAGCAAAAUUUAACACACACCCCUCGUGCCUUCAGAUCUGUCAUCAGCAAUCACAAAACACCAAGUAUCCCGACUCGCAAAAGCACCUAGUAGCACGGUUCUGUAUUGCACUCCUUUCCUGUGGAACAUUUGAACGUUGAGAAUUUUUGGGUAGCACCACAUGUAAAGGACACGUCACACCUGUUAUUACCAUUUGUGCUCUACACUUUGCUCUUCCGCGGUAGAAUCCUACCAGUGUAGCACUUGUGCACAAUGGGGCACAUUGUACUUAAAGUACAACACUCCAAAGCAAGCUGUUGUUCAGCAGUAUUCUCUGAAGUAGCUGAAGUUAAUUGUAGUUUAUCUGAAUGCAGCAAGUACUGACUUGCCGUCUACCUCAGUAACCAAUACGGAACACAGUGUAACAGGCAAAAUAAGCGAGACAACUAAUGCUGUGUAGGCAAACUUAAAGUGAAACUGUAUCAAUUGCACCAAUAUGUCUGUUAUAAGUGCGUCUUAUAACAGGGUCUGCAAUGGCACUGUUGAAGAGAGAGUAGCCUUGCCCAGUUAUGUAAAAUGCCUGCUUGCUUUGUUACAUGAAUGACAGAGACAUGUAAAAAGUGUAACAGCAAGUGAUAUUUUAAGUAACCUUUUCAAAGUGUAUGAGCUAAAACUGGCCCACAUAUUUUACGCUUACCAUUCAUGACCUGUGUGAAGCAAACCAUACCUUCCAAUUUGGAUCUCUUAUAUUACGUGCACACCCCUGUUUUUGUAGCAGCAAGAGAAGAUGUGAUUUUAUAUUGCACAUUCAUUCUUUUUAUUGUUCACAAGAUAUGGAUCCAUGACUCUAUUGGUACGAACAUUUUGAGAAGGCCUCUUUGUGUCAUAUUACUUCGACAACUUUUGUUCACACGUAGUUCCUACGAGGUCUACACUUCAGCGACACUAGGUUACGUCUCUUACACUGUCAAAGCAUGUAUCGUAGAUAUUUAUUGUGCUUAAAGGUGUCCUGACACUUUGCUCCAAGAUGUGCCGGAUAAACGUAAUAGGCAGUUAUUUGCUUCAAUACAAACCUGCGUCCUAAGCUUUACAGCAAACACAUAGAAGAUCAUCACCGUGAAUACUAAAACUCAUCCGGCUCUGACAUGACGGCUGGCAUCCCCACCAGAGAGGCAGCUGUGGUAGAAGUAACAUGCUUAUGAGGACCAAUAGGAAUGACCGAGAGAAAUAGUUAUUUUUCCUCUGUGCUCUGGCACCGAGUACAAUGUGUGCAUCACAGGAUGGAACACGUUUAUCAAAGUGUCACCGCCAUUUAGUGGCUGCGGGGCAUUGAAAAGAAGAAAAGGCACGUUUCCUGCCACGGUAUGCUCAUCAAAUGCUCACCGCAAUUAGCUGUUCCCCAUGUGAAAAACAUACUCUCUUUCACGCCUGUCUACAGUAUGUGUUAUUAAGUUACAACAGGUGUCGUUGCUUCAUAGUUUUUGUGUAUAACUACAGUUGUGUGAACAUCGUAGAUUCUAGCCUUGGAAAUAGUGCUCAAAUCAUGUUGGUAACUGUUGCAGUAUGUGGCAAUGCACAACCAAAAUGUCAUCCACCUCCACCAAUGAAUGUCUGCCUUCACAUUAAAAUACACAAAGAACAUUAUUGUUGAGGAGGACCAGAUGCGGAUACGUGUUUUCGCACUUGUCCACCGGUACAGGAAGCGAGCGGUAUUAAUAAUGCAUUUGCAUCCCAUUCGUGAAGAUCGCUUAUGUUCGGAUACUUAAAGGGACGGUUGCAUCCGGAAACCCAUUUAUGAAACCAGUACCAGUAUGUUCGGCAUCGCCGAGAAUCUACCCGGAUAAUUUUUGGCAUCCAAAAAGUGCUUAGAUAGUCAAUAAACGAAAGUUAAAAUUCAUGGCGGCUUCCGCGGCCGCAGAAGCUUCGGCGGCGUGACGUCACUCCGUAAGCCGAGGUGUGAGAGCGCAGCUCUCUGAGGGGGGAAGGUGUAAAGUCACCCGAUUGGGAAAAGUACAGCCAUCCUCUGAUCUUUGCUGCCACGACAUUGGAGCAACAAUGGCGGCCGUAGCAUAAUAGCGGUAAUUCCGGCACACACUCAACAUCCGACGUCUGCUCUUGUCAUGUGCGUACUCCGACGAAUGACAGUCGAAUUACGCUACUAUUUCGCGUGGGAUUUUCAAAUAACGUGGUCAGUGGUCCGGGAGGAAUUAAAUGACACGACAGUUUCGAAAUCGACUGGAACGGACGCGACCGCCCCUUUCGCCGAGAUUUGAUGUAGUACGUGUACGUUUUUGCUCGUGACAUUUGAUUCUCGUGUCACACAUUUCUACGUGCUGUGGCCACACCCCUCAGUGAAAUGUGAUUCCUCUGUGUCAGGUGACCACUUUUUGCUCACGUGCAAUGUGCCCUUGUCAUAUUAUGGUUGUGAUACAUUGAGAGAUCAUUGUGCCUCUUUGCAGUGAUAGUGCUAUGUGUCUGAAUGGUUCGGAUAGGUGUACAGGGCCCAUUCUCCUUGCCUUUACUGCAGCGUGAACCCAUGGCUGUCAAAGUACACUUUGCCUCAGUCAUUAAGGAUGCUUCCACACAUCCCUGCUCCUAUUUUGAAGGUAGUUAAAGUUGUUACGGUUUGAUGCCCUAGAUGCCCACUCCUGACUAGGAAAAGUACUAGACUUUUACUUUUAUUACCUUCAGGUGGUACGUAGUUCUAUUCUGUGAGAAACUUCAUCUCAUGAAGUGUAUCUAGGUCGAUUUCCAUAUGAUCUGUGUACAUAGUGUAAAUCUGCAUAAAAUCUAUAGAAAAAGAGAGUUCCAGAAUGACCCGAAAAUGAUAGACACACAUUGGGUUCUGUUACGGAAUUACUGGCACCUGUUUUACAGACCUGUUAAAAUAUUUGUGCUUUCGGGUGUGGAGGAGCGAAAUGAUGUUAACAAAGUAAUAUCACUCAACAUUGGACUUUGGGAGGUCUUUGCGCGUAGAAAUCAACAAAAUCCAACAUUAUGGAUUACAUUUUAACACCAAUAUCCAUCGCAUAUAUUGAUGCAUAUCACUGUGAGCAAUACUCAACAUCUUUCUGUUUGCACCUUGGUAUGUCUCAUAUGGUCCUUUACUAAUAGUGCUAUUAUGUUAACAACUUGAUUGGAAGGCACUCCAAACUUCAUAGCAAUCUUACAAAGUUGUCUGUUUACAUAUUCAUAAGGAACCGUCCCAAAAUGCUGGUAGUUCUCAUUCGGCUAGAGUAUUUUACAUUGCUAGCAGGUUUGCAGUGGCAGCUAGGACACUUUGUUCCUACCAAGGAACAAUGCUCCAUGAAGUUGUGAUAUUUGGGAAGCUGAGCUGUGUUCAUAUAGGUUCGCACUGUUAAAUGUAGAAUUUAGGGUUUGUCUUUUUCAAAUUAACCCUCGUUCAACCGGAUGUUUACCAUGUGGACCAACUUUGGUUAGGUCCAAGUUAAACCCAGAGUCGCCCCGUAUCAUCUUCUGACCUUACUUAUGGAAUGUCCUAUGUAAGUAAAUAGGCGUGCAACUUUUAAAUUUUCUUGCACAGCAGGUGCACAGCUACUGGGUUCAUGAAACACGCACCGUUUGUGAGCUCCUGAAUUUAUGUUAACCAAACAAGACACAACAAUUUUCCUGAUUGUGUAUACACACUGUACUGUUCAUGAGCUUGGCUAAUUACCAGGCACUGUGCACCUCCUCCACCCAUCACCAGUGCUGUCCUGACUAAACUUUGAGAUAUUAGAUAGAUCUAUCGAAGGCUUGUUGAAGCUAAUGUGUUUCUAGUCCCAAACACUUUACAUUUUCGAAACUAACAAUAUGUAUGCAAGUCAUUGAAAACUGCAUACUUAAUAUUUUUAUCAUUAUACGAAAGAGUAGCCUACUCACUCCGGAACGAUAUCUCGGUUAUACUAGUGGUGUAGCUAGGAAAAUAUUUUGGCACCCCUAAUGCUUCAAAUGCACUUCUUUUGCUUCUGGAGAGCUGAGACAGGAAGUCGGAACAAACAGCACAAGAUUAUUCCUCAAAAUCAUGGAUAUUCUGCCCAUAUUGGUAUGUCGUAAUAGCUGCUGCACCAGCUGCUGUAAUAGCUAAAAUUAUGACAGUGACACGCAGAGCGGCAUCAUAAUUCCUUAUUAGUAUUUACCACCAUGCAGUGCUUAGAAAGAAGGCACAAUUUACAGUAUGAACAAAGAGGUGUCCUGUUAUCUAAAUUAGAAGAUGUGAAAUUUCUUCGCUGUCACUUUCUAUGCGUUUCUCUUGCUGAUAAGGUGGAAUGUUUUGUUCUGACAGUUGAGAAAGUGCUUGUCAAGCGAGUUUUAUAAUUCCAAAGAGCAGCAGUGACCAUAGUGGCAUGAAAUCUUGCUUGUUAAUAAUACACUUACAAUAAAAUAACAGGUAUUAUAACUUCUUUUUACAGUUGGAAACGAAAAAUACCCUGCAAUAUAAUCUGAGCUCUCCGUAGUUCACUGUAUAGAUCCGAAAAAUUAUACAGGCGGCCAGCCAAAACUUAUCAAUUCAAAAAGCAGUUGCACACUGGAUGUCACAGCGUUGUUUAUGUCGGUUCUUGUCUGAGCUUGAAAAAGUUUCAUGUGAUGCCGAAGCAGAGUUUGUUGACACUUCCAAGGUUUAGCGCAAAGAAAUAUUAGUGAAGGCUGUCAUGCACUUCCUGCAUGACAUUGUGUGAAGUGCCCAAAAUGUGAGUGGUCGGAGCAUUUAACGAAUGUAUUUUAUCGUGUCCAGGUGUUGUGAUAUUCGCUAGUAUCUUACUGCCUGUAUGUAGCAAGUUUCAAGUGUAAAUAAAGAACGUGAUUUCA